Messenger RNA from Colletotrichum orchidophilum, 1884 nucleotides. RefSeq names its product dual specificity phosphatase. Gene Ontology annotation, molecular function: protein tyrosine phosphatase activity; phosphatidylinositol-3,4,5-trisphosphate 3-phosphatase activity; protein tyrosine/serine/threonine phosphatase activity. The transcript is spliced from 2 exons. Gene Ontology annotation, biological process: protein dephosphorylation; cell motility; phosphatidylinositol 3-kinase/protein kinase B signal transduction. The record is from RefSeq and is a predicted model, not a curated record. Gene Ontology annotation, cellular component: nucleus; cell projection; plasma membrane. NCBI's taxonomy places the organism in Eukaryota, Fungi, Ascomycota, Sordariomycetes, Glomerellales, Glomerellaceae. The coding region runs from base 1 to 1884 and encodes 627 amino acids.
AUGGCCUCUUUACUGCGACAGAUCGUUGCGGGACCUCGAGCACGGCACGCCGAGUCGGACCUGGACCUCUGCUAUGUUACCAACAACAUCAUUGCAACCUCUGGUCCAUCUGGCACAUAUCCUCAGAGAGCCUACCGAAACCCGCUCGACCGGCUAGUCACCUUCCUCGACUCGAAGCACAAGGGCAACUGGGCGAUAUGGGAGUUCCGCGCAGAGGGUACAGGGUACCCGGACGAGGAGGUCUACGGUCGUGUGCGGCAUUACCCGUGGCCUGAUCACCACCCGCCCCCGUUCCGCCUGAUUCCCAUGAUCAUGGCGAGCAUGCGGAACUGGCUUCAAGGAGGCGAUCUAGAACCAGGCAAUGUUGCCGUCGGCGCUGCAGACAAGGAUGCCGCGGGCAACGACAAGAGAGUUGUCGUCGUUCACUGCAAGGCGGGCAAGGGUAGAAGUGGAACAGUCUCUUGCAGCUACCUCAUCUCCGAGUGCGGAUGGAAGCCGGAAGAAGCACUCACGAGGUUCACGGAGAGGAGAAUGCGCCCCAAGUUUGGAGCGGGUAUCUCGAUUCCUAGCCAGCUUCGGACGAUUACGUACGUCGACAGGUGGACUAGAGGUGGGAAGAAGUACAUUGACCGGGCUAUCGAGAUCAUGGAGAUUCAUGUCUGGGGUCUGCGCAGUGGUGUAAAGUUUGAUGUUGAAGGUUUCGCCGAAGAGGGGAAGAAGAUCAAGGUCUUUCACACAUUCAAGAAGAGUGAGAGGAUCGUCGUCCAAGGCGAUACACCCAGCGGAGGAGGAGUAGGGUCUAUGGUAUCCGAUCUCGCCAGCGUUAGUGUCAAACCUACAGAGAAGGCGCCCGCCGCGGCACCUCUGUCGCAAUCUACCAACACGAACAAUGCACACAGGAGCAGCUCAGACAAGGAGGCCUCUGGAGCUGAGAUAGAUGAUGCCACGCCUUCGCGGAGCGAGUCAAAGAAGUUGCGCAAUGCAAAGACGACGUCCUUGAUCCGGACGCCUGAGCCCAGCGUGGCUCAGAAGAGAAGCGAUACAGGUUCUCCGUUCGCAGGGCAGUCAACCACACAGUCCCAAGGGAAGUCAAACGAUGGCGAAGACGGCGAGCCGGGCGGCAUGGCCGUCAUCCUCAAACCAAAGGAGGCCAUCCACAUCCCCAACAGCGACGUCAACAUCUCCGUGGAGCGCCGCAACCGUACCUCGUCCUCCAUGGGUCUCACGAUGGUGACCGCGGUCGCCCACGUCUGGUUCAACGUUUUCUUCGAGGGCAAUGGCCCGGAGCAAGACGGCAAGGCUGAUGCCAGCGGCGUUUUUGAGAUUAUCUGGGACGCCAUGGACGGUAUCAAGGGCUCCAGCCGCAAGGGCUCCAGGGCCUUUGAUAAGAUCGCCGUUGUCUGGCGUGUGGCGGAUUCUCAGCGGGCAGAGGACGGCGGGGACGAGGUUGUUGCGCCGACGGACGGGGAAAUCAUCAAGGAGCCGUCUUCUGGUUCGCCCGUGCCGCAGAUGAAGCCUGCCGACUGGAAGGGUGAUAACAAGGAGGAUCCCGUCGCAGAGAAGCACCUGGGGUUGAGGAAUGAGAGCCCCGAGAGCGCGGACGUGAGCCGGGCGAGCAGCGUCAAGGACGCGGAUGUGUUGAACAACAAUGGCAAGGAUGGUAAUGAUACGGAUUCGAUGGAGGGUGUCAAAACGAGCGGGCCGUCGGGGGAGGAGCAGCUCGAUGCUGAGGAUAUUGAUGUGAAGAAGGUUGAGAAGAAGGUUGAGAAGGAGGUUGGACGAGGGAGUUUGAACAGACAGGCGGAGUCUGGGCCCGAGUUGUUGGAUGCUCCUGACACGGCGAGCGGGACGACGGCGCUUGGGAGCACGGAGGUGAAGAAUUGA